CGGAAUGGAUCCAAGUAAGAGUAGAAGACAUGAUACCAAGAAUGACAGAGAUUGGGACAAACUUGGAGGAAGCCCAGAAUCUCAAAACACAACAUGACGAAGUCAUUAAAAAUCUUGUGGCCAAACAAGACCAGAUUGGUAGUCUCCUAACCCAGGCUGACAACCAAGUCUCCACACAACAGUUCUAUGGAGAUGUUUAUGCAGCUAUGGCCAAGAGCCUUGGACAAGCCUGGAAGGACCUUACCAGACAGAUGGAAACAAGACAGAAGCUGCUAGAUCAGGCUGUAGAUUUCUACCGGGGUGCCAAACAGUACAAUGAUAAUCUUGCUGAUGGGAUCAGAGAAUGCCGGACCAUGUCACUACCAUCAGAUCCCAGAGAUGUAGAGAGACAGCAACAGAGAACAAGACAGAUCAAGAAAGACAUGUUAGAAGGCUCUAUGCAGGUCAUGACGAAAGGUCGUGACCUUUUAGACCGCCUCCAUGACCUUGGAAGUAAAGCCGGUGAUGACUCGCGCCAUGCCACCAUGGUCUCUUGCCAAGGUGUGGAGAAAGCUAUGGAAGAUAUCCAGGACAAGAGACGUCUCCUUGAUGACCUUUGGCUGGAGAGGUCAAGAAAACUGGAUCAGUACCAGCAUCUCCGUGACAUUGACACUGAGGUCACCAAGAUAUCUAACUGGUUUAGGACCCAGGGUGAAAUGUACCUACAGAAGAGAAAUAUAGGCCGGAGUGAGAAUGAAUGCUCUGAUCUCCUCAAGCAUCACCAUGCAUUUGAAGUGGCUGCUGGGGAUGUUCAAAACAGCGUAGCAAACCUCCUUGCUACGUCGGAGCAGGUGAGACAUUCGGACCCUGAGAGCACAGAGAGACUACGUAGCCAGACCAGAGCCAUAGACACGUUAUGUGAUGAUUUUAUGCAUCGGUUGGGUGAAAGACGCAACACACUGCAACGUGCCCAUGACUUCUAUCGCAAUGCAGAGCUGGCCAAGACCUAUCUGAGUAGACUUGGAGUCCAGCUAUCCCAGGAAAGACUCCCCAAGGACGAAUGGUCCAGGACCAACCGACUAGACAAACUCAACAAUGCCAUCUCAGAGAUCUCGACUCCAGUCCUUGGUGAAGGCCGUGCCCUUCUCAAUCAGGUCGGUCUGAGCACACCGGGAGCUGAAACAGUCAAGGAAAAUAUGGCUGAAAUUCAGGCAAAGUGUGUUGACCUGCAAAAUCAGGCCCGACCUGAGCUGAGAGAGCAAGCGGAGAUGCAGGCUACCUUUGAAGAGAAGUACACAGUCUUGAUCAAGUGGCUUGUGAAUGUUGGAGACGCCUUCCUGAUGGCUAACAAUGACAUGGGAGACCAGAUGCAAACCACCAUGGACUUCCUUGAUGGACAUGAGAAACUACUCACAGAAGUUAGGGAGAAAUCAACUCAAGUGGACAAUGUGAUGGCCAUUGCCACCAAACUUGGUUCCAAGAACAGGUUUACUCCAGAGCAAACUAACAAGCUAAAGCAACACUGGACAAGGGUAACCGUCACGGUGGAGAACAGAAUCAGAGCUGCUCACAUCUUCAUCAAAUUUCACAAAGUAACCAAACAGCUUGGCAAUGCUAUGGAGAACAUGGAGACGAUGUUAAAGUCUGAAGAGAUGAGGGAUGUGAAGCGGAUGAAUAAGACUACAAUGCAACACAUCCAUGAGAAAUGGAAUCAGAUGGUGGAGAUCAACAUCCAACUAGACAACACUGGUCAUACCUUCAAGAAUGAACUUCAUAAACUUGUCAAUGAUACAGAGCUGGUUACCAAGACUUCUGUCCAUUAUGUGGAGUUGACCAUCAAGUCCUUUGGAGAGAGGAAGAUCUACCUGGAUGACCUCUACGAUUCUCUCCAUCAGAAGUACUCUGCAGAGGAGACAUUCAAAUCUCAGUGGGAACACUUUGUCAGGGAUGCAAGAAAGACAAUUGAGUUUGUAAUCAACAUGGAAGGUAAUGUGUUCCCACGAUUGACUUCUGAUGCUCAAUCCUUGGCUGAUGUCAAACAGAAGAAGAUAGAUUCAUUCCAGGAGACUGUAACGAGAGUAACAACCGAGAUCCAGAUGAGAUUGAAGACUGCUGAGAUGCUUGGAGCUAAGGGAGAUACAGGAGGAGAGAAGGAACAGGUCGUUGAGAGGCUAACAUCAGCUCAUCAUCGCUUCAUGAACAGGGUUGGGGAAUACCAGAUAGUCCUGACAUUGAGCAUUGACUUCUACAAAAAAGUCAAUAAGGUCAACAAGACCAUGGAUGAAGCGAUUGCCUCAUACCAAAUUCAACCAGCACCCUCACAUACUUCAGAAGCUCAGAUCAAACUACAGCAGCAUGAGGAAGAGAAACGCUACAUCACAGAACUCUACACCACAGCUGCCAAGAAGGGAGAUGAAGUCAUUGCAAAGAUUAGGCAGUCGGAUCCUGUCUCUCCAGCCAGGAGAGAUGUUGAGGUGACCCUCCAAGCCAUGGAGGAGCGAAAGGAGCACUGGUUGAAUGAAUGGAGCCGUUACAGGCAACGUCUCACCAAGGCCAGCGAAGACACCAGCCUCAAGCUUCUCAAAUCAGAGUUCAUCAUACAUCUUCAACGUGCUGAGGAUGAACUGGAUGGUAUGAGGAAGAGCAAAGAAUCCGUCUCUCUCACUAUUGAGAAGUUCACGGAUUGGGAAGCCCAAAUCAAGGUAUUGGAGGAUCAAUACCAGCAUUACUUGAGCACUGCUCACAUUGCUCUGAAGGGCAAACCAGCAGACAAACCUGGUAUUCAAAAAGACAUCCAGGAUGUCCAGACCUACUGGAGUAGCUUCAUGAAGAAUGUGGAUGAUUACAGGAAGAAGAUGGAGUUAGUUGUCAAUCUACGCAAACAGUACACAACUCUGGUAAGCAAUCUAAAACUUGCCGAUCGACAGCUCCAGGACCUACAGCAGCCCCAGGUCUCGGAGACACUGACCAUAGAGAAGUUCCAGGACUGGCAGGUCCACAUCAAGGGUCUGGAGAAGGAGUACACCAACUACGUGAGCAGGGCCAACAUAGUACUGGACCAGAAACCGCCUGCUUCCACCCUGAUUGAGAGAGAACUGAAUGAGGUCAAGAACUUCUGGGUGGGAUUCAACAAGUCUGUCCAGGACUACCGGGACAAGAUGCAGCUGGUUGCAAACAUCAGGAUGCAGUACAAGACUUUAAUAAUGAACAUGGAACAAGCAGAGGAUGAUCUGAAGGACCUUGAGAGUACACCUCACUCAUCAUCUCUUAUCAUUGAGAAACAUGAAGACUGGGAAGCUCAUAUCAAGGUCUUGGAAGAUGAGUAUGAGAAAUAUGUGAGCUCCGCCCACAUUGCUCUUGACAGGAGGCCGCCCUCUGCUGGUGUGAUUGAGAAAGACCUUGCUGAGGCUGAGCGCUACUGGUCUAAGCUGAAUAGACAGAUUCAUGACUACAGACACAAAGUGGAGGUCAUCUUCAACAUCCACAAAAGAUUCAAGACAUUGGCUGUUCGCAUCCAGAAAGCUACCAAGCAUGUUGAAGAGCUCAAGACUGAUUUUGGACAGAAGGCAGAGGAUCUACCUGAAAUCCAAAAGAGGUUUGCCACAUUCGAGCAAGAUGUAAAGCCCCUUGAGGUAGAACACAAGGACUUUGUAACCGUAGCAACCACUGCUCUUGCCAAGAACCCUCCUAAUGCUUCAGCCAUCAAGAGAGAUGUUGAUGACAUCAAUCGCUUCUGGAGUAAGCUCAACGUGUCUCUCCAAGACCAGCGUAAAAAGCUCAAGACUGCUCCAAAGUUCCAUGAUCUCUACAAAACUGUUGUUGAGUGGCAAGUGAAGGCUGAGGAUCUCCUGGUAGCUGUUGGUCAGAAGAAACCUCUCUUCACUGCACAGGAACAGGCUGCAGAAGUACUAGGAGAGGUUGAGGAUUUCAUUGAGAAAGGAGAUGCAAGACAGAAAGCCAGGCUCUUCAAACUGAAUGAAAUGGCCAUCGAUCUAUACAGUCACAAGGUACCACCUCGCGUCACCUCAACCAUCAAUACCAAUCGUGAGCUCCUUGAUGCCAUCCAGGUCACCAACGAUGAACUCUUUGCCCUUGCCAACAACCUGCCCAAACAAACUCCAGUUCAAGCCAAAGCAGAUGAGACAGUUGUACCUCAAGUCCAACGUACGGUCCAAACAGUACCGCUGGUCAAAUCCCAGAAACCUGUACCAGCUCCACCAGGAUUGGUCGACGAGUCCGUGCUACCGGUGUCCCAAAAGCCAGUGGAGACAAAGCCCUGGCAGCCCCCUCCACCUCCUAAAGCGGUGCAGGAGAGUGUGGUCCCGCAAUACCAGAAGCCAGCUCAGAUGAAGCAGUGGAAGGCACCACGUCCUGUGCGUCAGGUAGCAGAAAUAAUCCUUCCAGACGAACAGACAAGCGAUGCAGAAAUACCUCUGGAUAGACUCCCGGAGACAAGUACCAAAACUGUUCAGCUCGUCCAACCAGAAUCGCCGAUCACUCAAACCAGAAAGGAGCCAGUAGAAGCGUUCCCAACUUUCCCAGCGCCAGAACCAGAACCCCCUAAGCCUGUUGGUUAUGCUCCUUACUUCACCAGGAAGAUAAGGGACAAUCUUGUCAAGCAAGGCAGGGCAACACAAUUGGACUGUGUCGUGAAGGGAGACCCUGCACCCGAGGUUGAAUGGUACAAGGACGGUGUUCCCGUCCGUACGUCCAAUAACCUUCGAGUGGAGUGCGGUGACGAAGGACUCUGUGCCCUGAGCUUUUACAACACCCAGCCAGAAGCUGAUGGAGUGUACACCAUCAAGGCUUUCAAUGUAAUCGGUGAAGCAGCAUGCAAAGCUAAGCUGAAUGUCCAAGCUGUACAGGAGGAGUUUGUAUUGCCCAAGCAAGUACCAAAGGUAUCCACUGGACACAUCCAGUUGACCCACAAUGCCCUCAUGCCAAAGUUCAUUCAGAUCCCAGGAGAUAAGAAUGUAGAAGAAGGCAAACCACUCUGCCUUGAGGUGGUGGUGGAUGCCUAUCCAGAUCCCAAUGUGGUUUGGUCUAAGGAUGGCAUCAAAGUGAAAGGAGAACCUUACAUCCUGAAGGAAGAUGGUAAGACACACACCCUGAUCAUCCCAGAGGCUGAUCUAGAAGAUGAAGGUAUCUUCAUCUGUACUGCUACCAACCCUGCUGGUAGGGCAGAGUGUAUCAUCCAGGUCAAAGUCAAUGAAGCUGAGGAACCGCCCGUGUUCAUCACCCCAUUGAUGAAUGCUCAAGCUAAGAAGGGAGCUCCGUUUGCAUUUGAAUGUGUGUUGAAAGGGGAUCCUGUGCCUGUGGUGGAAUGGCUUAAGAACAACAAGCCAGUCAAUGCUGACAACCCAGACUACAAUCUGAAGCGCAACACAGAGACUGGUACCUGUAGACUUGAGAUCGAUGAGGUCUUCCCCGAGGAUGCUGCCAGGUACACCUGUCGUGCAACCAAUGAGGCUGGGAAGGCUGAAACCACCAGUAUGCUCUCCGUCAUGGGCCUAGAUGAAGGUGAUUUAAGAGCGCCAGCCAUCUUAUCCCAUCCCGAAGACGUAACAUUACAAGAGGGCGAUCCUAUCCGAAUCACGUGCCAAAUCAGCGGUGAAUUGCCCAUCUCCGUCAAGUGGUUCAAAAACGACGAAGCACUUGAUGAAGCUGGUGAAUUUCUGAUGUCGUUUGAUGAUCGGGAAGGUCUUGCAGUGCUGCAAGUGAAUGAGUCUUUCGCAGAAGACGAAGGGGUGUAUACCUGUCAGACGACUAAUGCUUGGGGGCGCACUGCAUCAAGUGCUAACUUAACUGUUGUAACUGGCGAGGAUGAAGUAGAUGCUACUGAUGAUGGUUCUAAAUGCCAAGCCGCUUGCAUCCUCUCCAAUUUACAAAAUGUGACGGUCAAAGAGGGCGCCCCAUUUAAGCUAGCAUGUGUGGUUGAUGGUGUUGCCCCAGUCACCGCACAUUGGUUCAAGGGUGGCGAGCCUCUAGAGGACGGCUAUGAAUACGUCAUGAAAUUCCAAAGUAACAUGGCCACGUUGCAGGUCAAUGAGUCGUUUCCCGAAGAUUCUGGCAUGUACACUUGCCGUGUGACGAACGCCGUCGGAUCUGACGAAUCCUCGGCUAAAGUAACUGUUCUUGAGGAUGCAUCUCCUACUCCACCCUGGAUCCAACCCUUGAAGCUGGAGUCCAGCUACCUGGAGAUACCGGUUGGUCAACCUAUCAAACUGGCCUUCAAGGUGUCCGGUAACCCAGAGCCUACUGUCACCUGGCAUCAUAAUGACCGUCCACUCAGACCAGAUGGAAGAAUCAAGGUCGUGAAGGAGGAUACAACGUACACGAUGCAGAUCGGUCAAGCAGAACCUGAAGAUACCGGCAAAUACACCAUCAGAGCUGAAAAUGAGAAAGGACAGGAGUCUUCCAGUGUUGAGAUUAAUGUCCCACGCCCACCUGUCGUCAUACCCAUCCACCAAGAGGAGGUCCAGAGUGCCCCUGCUCCUGCAGCCAAGACCCCACCUGGUACUGCUCCAAGGUUCAAGACCAGGCUCAAGGAUUUAGUGAUCCCUGAUGGUCAACCAUUUGAGCUAACCUGCAAGGUUGCUGGCGUGCCUGUACCUAAUAUCGUCUGGUAUAAAGAUAACAAGGAGCUGACAGAGAAUGAGCCCCAGUAUGAGCUUAGCUUCAUGGAGAGCGUUGCUUGUCUUGACGUCAGGGAAGCCUUCCUGGAGGAUGCAGGUCUCUACACCUGUCAAGCUACCAACAAUCAUGGCCGAGACGUUACCUCAGGGAGAGUUGAAGUCAAAUCUUUGCCUCAAGCUCCACCAGUCAUCAAACCCAUCUCACAUGAGUCAAGCCAUCUUGAUAUACCAGUAGGCCAACCCAUUGUGCUCAAGUUUAACAUCGAGGCCUUCCCAUCACCGGUCGUUCGCUGGUAUCAUGAUGGUGUGCCUGUAAAGGAAACUCCAGAAAUGGAGAUCAUCAAUGAAGAGACAGAUUACAAACUGGUCAUUAAGGAAGCCAAACCAGAGUAUGCUGGUACCUAUACAGUGGUAGCAGAGAAUGAUAAGGGUCAGGAGUCGACAUCCAUUGAGAUAGAUGUUGUCCCACCAGUAACACAGAUGGAAGUAGUCCCAUCACAGGCAGAGCCCAUGUUUGCACCCCUCCAGUCUCGCUUCUUCACCCAACCCGACGCCAUGCCCCUCAUGGGUGCAGCCACCCCUCCUCGCUUCCAGAGCCGCCUCAAAGACAUCGAGGUGACCGAAGGCGAGCCCAUCGAGAUCGCCAUCCGCGUCACUGGCCAGCCUACUCCUCGCAUUACGUGGUACAAGGAUGAUAAGCCCAUCGCUGGGAAGCCUCAGUAUGAGAUGAGCUUUGUAGAGAGUGUUGCUAGGUUGGAUGUGAGGGAAGCCUUUCUGGAGGAUGAAGGUCGGUAUGUCUGCAAGGCAACCAACCCUGCAGGACAGGAUACCACUACUUGCCAGAUCACUGUUAAAGUGAAUGCUGCCCUCGUGCCAGCACCACACAUCACCCCUCUCCAGACUCAGUACAGCCAUCUUGAUAUCCCAGUGGGUCAACCAAUCAGACUUCACUUCAGGAUCAGGGGACAGCCACCUCCCAAGGUCACAUGGCUCCAGAAUGAUGUAGAGAUUGUAGAGACAGAAGAAGUGGAGAUCAUCAAGGAAGAGACAGUUCACACCUUGGUAAUCAAGAACCCAAGACCAGAUGCAGGAGGUAAAUACACAGUGGUAGCAGAGAAUGACAGAGGCACAGAGACUGUCAACAUUGUCAUCAAUGUCUCCGGAGUAACGGUUCCUAUGCCUACAGGUCCAGGACCAGUUGUUGUUAGACCAUCCCAGCCGAUCGUCUUUACUGAGCAUCUAACAGACAAGCAGGUUGUUGAGAGCACCGAGAUCAAACUCAGAGUGAGGAUUGAGGAGAAACCCACAGCUCAGGUACAGUGGUUCUUCAACAACACACCAAUCCAGUCUUCAGAUCGGGUAGAGUUCUUGAGGGAUGGUGAUGUGUACUACCUUGUCAUCAAGAAGCCAACAUCAGGCGAUGCAGGACUGUACCAGUGUAGGGCAGAGACCGAGGUCAGCGUGGUCACUACAGAAUGCACCAUCAUGGUCAAUGAGAAACAAUCCCCUGAUUUCAUUGCUCCUCUAGAGAGUUUGGUUGCUUCCGAGGGCAGUACCAUCAGGUUGGAAUGUAGAGUGUCCGGAUCACCUGCCCCCACUGUGAAGUGGACAAAGGACGAGCGCUCUAUCACAGAGACGUCUCGGGUCCGUUUCCUCACAGAGGGCGACAGACAGAUCCUAAUGAUCCUCCAGGUUCGGCCCAGUGAUUCUGGAAACUACCGUAUCACUCUGACCAACGAGUUUGGAGUAUCUGUUUCAUCUUCUACUCUUCUUGUCGACGACGCAAGAACUUCCCAUGCCGUCCUGUUCAUACGGAAAGGAGAGAAAGACGUUGAUGACCGACCAACUAUUGUCAUUCGACUGAAUGACCAAGAGGUGCAGCCUGGUGACAGAGUACAGUUCAGGGUUAAAAUCCAAGGCACCCCACAGCCGGCUGUACAAUGGUUCAAGAACAGCAUUGAGAUUCAGACUCAUCCAUACAUUGAGAUCAGCCAAACUGGGGAACACAACAUGCUAACCAUCCCGAAGGUUGGGCCGCAGGAUGCGGGUACCUACAGUGUAGUAGCAACAAACGACAAUGGAAGAGAUGUAUCUGCUGCAACUCUUGUUGUCGAUGUGCCCAAAACUCCAACAGCUGCACCUCACUUUGCUCAGACAUUUGGCAACCGCCGUUGCUACGAAGGUGAAUCUCUGACCUUUGAGUGCCGCAUCACGGGCGACCCAAAGCCCUCCGUCUCCUGGUUCAAGGAUGGGGUCAAAGUUGAACAGGGCGUCUUUCAAAUCUCCGAAGAUGGUCAGUUCCAUAAACUGGAAAUCUUGGAGGUAUUUGAUGAAGAUGCCGGUGUUUUCGAGUGCCGCGCCAAGAACGAUUACGGGGAAGCUAUCUGCGUCGCCACGUUGCGUAUCAAAGGUGAGUUGUCACCAAAGUGGAAAAGUCGGUAGCCACUUUAAGUUGUAAAGGGGAUGAUUGUCUUACCAGAUCUGACCUCGAAAUGAAUGUUAUUUACCUCCUGUGCUGUAUGUCGACAUGAAUUGUGCCUUGCAAACAAAAGUUUUCAUGUGACUAGAAUAUUGUGUUUUCUUACUGCUCUCUAUUUAUGUUGGGGGUUAAUGGCUGUGAACAUCAUGAUAUACAUGUAGUUCUUUGCUCUGGAAGUAUUCGUCAUUUGGUUUAUUCCCAUACAAAAAAUACAAAUUUUGAAUGAAAAUCUCAAAAUAGACAUUGGCGCAAUGCAAGACACAAAGAAAGAGGAAGAUGAGGCAUGUCAGGGGAGUUUUCAUGAAGUUGUUCAUAAGUUGCACAUGACUCAACAGACAUUUGAAUUCACAGUGUAUAAUUUGGAAAAUUUUAUGAGCAUGAGAGGAAUUUAAUCCCACUUUGUUAAAAACAAAAAAUAUUCCAGACAUGUGUUCAGUCGUGUGUAACUUGAAAAUAGCUUUACAGAAUUAUGUUUUGCUUUAUCAUGCAUUUUAGUUGGUGGAGGUGUAUCUAAUCAUUGCUAUUCUUAUAAUUAAGUAUGUGGUUUUUAUGAAUUUCUAAAUAGUAUAGGAGGGGGAAUCAUUUUGUAGUACUAAUCUCAGACAAAUUUUAGAGGGGGCAUCGAUCAAUGCACCUGUCUAUCUAUCUGCAUAAAGAACUACAGCAGUUAUUAUGCACUUAAUAGCAUCGUCUAUUACAAUUAUUGGCUUAAGGAUGAUAACUUGAGAAUUAUUGGACAGAUUUUCAUAAUUUUCAGGUGUGUAGGUGCACAAUGGUCAAGUUUGUAUUCUAAGUGGGUGUUGCAAAAAAAUAUUUGCAAUCAAUCGCAAAUAUUCUGUUGCAAUUUUACAAUUGAUUGCCACUUCUGGCUAUAGCAAAGCAGAUUACACUCCUUGUUUCAUGGAGCAGAUUAGCAGUCAAUCGCAAAUUUACAAUUAAUUGCAUGGUAUAUGCUUAAUUUUGGGAACGAAAAUAGACUUGCAAUUGAUCGCAAGUUUAUACACACUACAAGACUGCAUUGCAAAUGAGAUCAAAUUUUUUUUUUGCAUUAAAGAAGUUAGAUAAGAAGUGCUUACUGAUCAUGUCCGGUGGAGGUAUCUGUGCUUGGAUACACAACAUGUCCUGUUUGUCCGUCAUCUUUUGUAAAUGAGAACUAUUUGUAUAAUUGUAUGUAAAUUCAUAAGGCUUUGUUUGUGGAAAACAGUUUUUCUAGUCAAGUGUUGUUUCUUGAUCUUAUUAAAACAAUGAAUAUGUCAGUAUUUUUAAUUAUUCUUAAAGAAAAAUAUAGAUAUCUAUAUAUCUUGCCAUUAAAUUGUAUUGAUAUAAGGAUGGUAUAAGUGCCUUAUCUUACAAACUUCUUUUGGUAGCUGUAUUUUGCAAUACAUGUUGGAGCAUGUAUUUUGGACUAGGAUGCUCAAGGUUAUAUUACACAUUAUUAUUUAAGUAUACCCUUCAAAGUUGAAUACUUGUAACAUAUUUUCAUCAGAAACUUUUAAGUAUCAAGUACUCAGUACAUUUAUCAGUUACCAAAAUGUACAUAUAUAAAUAUAUAUUCAAAGAGAUGAUCCGUAUUGUGCAGCCAUUUUCAGUGCUUUGUGCAAUAGAGAAGAAUGAAACAGCUUUCAAAAUUUGUAUCACUAUUUAAAAAAGAAAAUAUACGGAGUAUAUAUAUAUAUAUAUUUCUUAUUGUGAUUGCAAAUUCAGUAGCUGUAGUUUCCUAUGUGUGAAUUGUUAGGCUAUGUACAUUAUGAGCUACAUGCAUAUGGUUUUGGAAGUGUUCUUCGGGUAGGGUGGGGGAGAGUUACCUUCAAGGAAACAGUCUUUGGGGGAAUCACACCGGGAAUUACCUGUGGGAAUUAUUUGGAGGGAAGGGGGGGGGGGGGGUAGAGGUGUAGGGGAGUCACCCAAGAACCAAUGUCCUCUUUCACUUUUCAUGCAUGCCAUAUUGCGUUAGUAUGCGAAAUAGAUGUACAUGUAUAAUACUUUAUAGGUCAUGCUACAAAUUUUCUCAUGAUAUCAGUGAGUUUAUGAGGGAAGGACUGUGCUUUCGUAAACUAGAUUUUAAGUCAUUUUUCACUCAGGAAGUUAGACAGAUGGACUAAAUGUUGCUUAUUUUAGUUAUGAAUUAUCACAAACACAGAAUUUAAAAAGUCAAUAAACUAAUAAUCUGUUCAUAACUGAUGAAUCUAGAUCCCUAAUGUUCUGAUUAGAAAUCUAAUAUUAAAUCUGUUUUGAUAAUUAAUGGAUUUUUUGUAGACCUGUAUGCACCCUUUUCUAUAUUUGACUCAUGGUACAUGCAUCAUUUAUCUUUUUUUUUCAAAGGUGUUCAAUAUUGAUAUUAAUUUGUUUAAUGAUGACAUUUUAUUAAUGUCUAUAUAUUGCAUGUUCCUGUUUGGCAAACUAUAUAUAAAUGUAUACAAACUCAUUUUCCCCAAUAGCUUGCCCAAUCCCACAUAUAUGGAUAUAUAUCAUAAAUGCAAUGUUCUUCCUUGCCCAAACCCUUGAAAAGAUAUUCUGCCCUCAGGCAAGCAUCCCCUUCCCCUUUCCCUGUUCACUAUCCCAUCAUAUAUUUAGAUAAAGUCAUACUUCAAAUCCAUUAGAUAUAAAUCUGUAUAGUACAUUUGUGAGGGCUAGCUUGAAAAGAAGAAAUUUAAAAAAUAGAUAAAAAUAUGAAAAAUAAAUGAAAAAUACAAAAAAUUAGAAAUAAAAAUGUACAGCCUUUCUUCAUUUUGUAAGUUGUUGCACAUUUAGGUUUCACAUUUGCACUUCCCUUUGUGUAUGUUUCAAAAAUACAUAGCUUCCCAUUUAAAACCACUGUACAUUUCAUAGAUUCUUCACAUUUUUUUUAGAAACCUUUUUUUUUAAAUUUCACUGUGUUUACUUUACACUUAUCAGAAUAGUAAAGGUAAAGACGUUUCAAACACUCCUAAGUACUUGAAGAUAAUGAAAUGUUUUUUGGUAUAAUUAUAAGGAUCAAUAUUAGAGAAACCAUGUUUUCAUGAUAUCUGUUAUUUUGAAACAGAUUUUGUAACCCCCAAAAUGUAAAAUACUGUAAUCUGCUGUAUUUUAUGUAAUAUUUCUGAUCCUCAUAAAUUGUUGCACAAAUUCAGAAAUGUAAACAUUUUCAUUUAUUUUGUGCUUCUAUUUGAUCAUCUGGAUUGUUUCUUUUUGUUUAUAUAGAACAAUAAAUCAUAUGUUUUGUGACAGGAA
This is a messenger RNA of Lytechinus pictus (painted urchin), 12303 nucleotides long. RefSeq names its product titin-like. The record is from RefSeq and is a predicted model, not a curated record. Gene Ontology annotation, molecular function: protein binding. Bases 30 to 9056 code for a protein of 3008 amino acids. Lineage: Eukaryota; Metazoa; Echinodermata; Echinoidea; Temnopleuroida; Toxopneustidae. The transcript has 49 exons.